GCGCACUGCGCGGCCUGCGCCGCGCUCUCGGCCCGGGUUCGGGGUGGGGGCAGGGAGGUAAGUACGGUAAUGGGCGGGGCCGAGCGUGGGCGCGCUCCGGCUUUCCUCCUGCGAAGCGCUCCCGUCAGCGCAGGGGGCGGGGCGCCUAUAUUACGUGCGCGGCGCCGCCCCUGCGAGAGGACGUUGCGUGCUCGCUCGCGCCAGGCGAGUCUCCGCGUCUCCCUCGCGAACUCGGUGAAAGGAAUUGGCGCCGUUCGACACCAGGCGGAUCCGCUCUGCAGCACGAACCCAUCUCCAGCCGCAGCCGCAGCCGCCGCCCGGGCCGAGGAGCAGCCGCAGCAGCCGCCACCAGUGGCAGAGUGAGCGGAGCCGAGUUUGAGGCAGCGCCUAGCGGUGAAUCGGGGCCCUCACCAUGAGUUCCUCGCCUGUUAAUGUAAAAAAGCUGAAGGUGUCGGAGCUGAAAGAGGAGCUCAAGAAGCGACGCCUUUCUGACAAGGGUCUCAAGGCCGAGCUCAUGGAGCGACUCCAGGCCGCGCUGGACGACGAGGAGGCCGGGGGCCGCCCCGCCAUGGAGCCCGGGAACGGCAGCCUAGACCUGGGCGGGGAUUCCGCCGGGCGCUCGGGAGCAGGCCUCGAGCAGGAGGCCGCGGUCGGCGGCGACGAAGAGGAGGAGGAAGACGAAGAGGAGGAGGAAGGAAUCUCCGCCCUGGACGGCGACCAGAUGGAGCUAGGAGAGGAGAACGGGGCCGCGGGGGCGGCCGACUCGGGCCCGAUGGAGGAGGAGGAGGCCGCCUCGGAAGACGAGAACGGCGACGAUCAGGGUUUCCAGGAAGGGGAAGAUGAGCUCGGGGACGAAGAGGAAGGCGCGGGCGACGAGAACGGGCACGGGGAGCAGCAGCCUCAACCGCCGGCGACGCAGCAGCAACAGACCCCACAGCAGCGCGGGGCCGCCAAGGAGGCCGCGGGGAAGAGCAGCGGCCCCACCUCGCUGUUCGCGGUGACGGUGGCGCCGCCCGGGGCGAGGCAGGGCCAGCAGCAGGCGGGAGGUAAGAAGAAGGCGGAAGGCGGCGGAGGCGGCGGUCGCCCCGGGGCUCCGGCGGCGGGGGACGGCAAAACAGAACAGAAAGGCGGAGAUAAAAAGAGGGGUGUUAAAAGACCACGAGAAGAUCAUGGCCGUGGAUAUUUUGAGUACAUUGAAGAGAACAAGUAUAGCAGAGCCAAAUCUCCUCAGCCACCUGUUGAAGAAGAAGAUGAACACUUCGAUGACACAGUGGUUUGUCUUGAUACUUAUAAUUGUGAUCUACAUUUUAAAAUAUCAAGAGAUCGUCUCAGUGCUUCUUCCCUUACAAUGGAGAGUUUCGCUUUUCUUUGGGCUGGAGGAAGAGCAUCUUAUGGUGUGUCAAAAGGCAAAGUGUGUUUUGAGAUGAAGGUUACAGAGAAGAUCCCAGUAAGGCAUUUAUAUACAAAAGAUAUUGACAUACAUGAAGUUCGUAUUGGCUGGUCACUAACUACAAGUGGAAUGUUACUUGGUGAAGAAGAAUUUUCUUACGGGUAUUCUCUAAAAGGAAUAAAAACAUGCAACUGUGAGACUGAAGAUUAUGGAGAAAAGUUUGAUGAAAAUGAUGUGAUUACAUGUUUUGCUAACUUUGAAAGUGAUGAGGUGGAACUCUCCUAUGCUAAGAAUGGACAAGAUCUUGGCAUUGCCUUCAAAAUCAGUAAGGAAGUUCUUGCUGGACGGCCACUCUUCCCGCAUGUUCUCUGCCACAACUGUGCAGUUGAAUUUAAUUUUGGUCAGAAGGAAAAGCCAUAUUUUCCAAUACCUGAAGAGUAUACUUUUAUCCAGAAUGUCCCCUUAGAGGAUCGAGUUAGAGGACCAAAGGGGCCUGAAGAGAAGAAAGAUUGUGAAGUUGUGAUGAUGAUUGGCUUGCCAGGAGCUGGAAAAACUACCUGGGUUACUAAGCAUGCAGCAGAAAAUCCAGGGAAAUACAACAUUCUUGGCACAAAUACUAUUAUGGAUAAAAUGAUGGUGGCAGGUUUUAAGAAGCAAAUGGCAGAUACUGGAAAACUGAACACACUGUUGCAGAGAGCCCCACAGUGUCUUGGGAAAUUUAUUGAGAUUGCUGCCCGAAAGAAGCGAAAUUUUAUUCUGGAUCAGACAAAUGUGUCUGCUGCUGCCCAGAGGAGAAAAAUGUGCCUGUUCGCAGGCUUCCAGCGAAAAGCUGUUGUAGUUUGCCCAAAAGAUGAAGACUAUAAGCAAAGAACACAGAAGAAAGCAGAAGUAGAGGGGAAAGACCUGCCAGAACAUGCGGUCCUCAAAAUGAAAGGAAACUUUACCCUCCCAGAGGUAGCUGAGUGCUUUGAUGAAAUAACCUAUGUUGAACUUCAGAAGGAAGAAGCCCAAAAACUUUUGGAGCAAUAUAAGGAAGAAAGCAAAAAGGCUCUUCCACCAGAAAAGAAACAGAACACUGGCUCAAAGAAAAGCAAUAAAAAUAAGAGUGGCAAGAACCAGUUUAACAGAGGUGGUGGCCAUAGAGGACGUGGAGGAUUCAAUAUGCGUGGUGGAAAUUUCAGAGGAGGAGCCCCUGGGAAUCGUGGCGGAUAUAAUAGGAGGGGCAACAUGCCACAGAGAGGUGGUGGCGGCGGUGGAAGUGGUGGAAUCGGCUAUCCAUACCCUCGUGCCCCUGUUUUUCCUGGCCGUGGUAGUUAUUCAAACAGAGGGAACUACAACAGAGGUGGAAUGCCCAACAGAGGGAACUACAACCAGAACUUCAGAGGACGAGGAAACAAUCGUGGCUACAAAAAUCAAUCUCAGGGCUACAACCAGUGGCAGCAGGGUCAAUUCUGGGGUCAGAAGCCAUGGAGUCAGCAUUAUCACCAAGGAUAUUAUUGAAUACCCAAAUAAAACGAACUGAUACAUAUUUCUCCAAAACCUUCACAAGAAGUCGACUGUUUUCUUUAGUAGGCUAACUUUUUAAACAUUCCACAAGAGGAAGUGCCUGCGGGUUCCUUUUUUAGAAGCUUUGUGGGUUGAUUUUUUUUUUCUUUUCUUUUUUGUACAUUUUUAAUUGCAGUUUAAAAGUGAAUCGUAAGAGAACCUCAGCAUUGUGCACGAUAAGAGAAUGUGUCAGUAUUUCAGGGUUCUACAUUUUAUCUGUAAAAUGUGACUUUUUUUUUUUAUCACAACAGAAGUAAAAUGUUGCUUUGUACCUGGUGUCUUUUAUUAAGAAUUUACUCCCCCCAUUUCUCACAGAGAAUAACAGUCGGGAGUCAUUGUCACAAUAUAAUAGAAAUGUUAGCAACCGGAUUCAUGUAAGGACUAAGUGGUCCUCAUGAAUUGCAUUAAGACUCUGUACUGCUCAUAUUACACUCCAUCCUCUCUAGUUUGCUGGGUAGUGGAGGGGGUAAGCUAAAUCGUAGUUUCUGACAAUAACUGGGAAGGAUUUUUCUUAAAUAACAAUGGAAUUGGUAUAAUUGGGAUUGAAAACCAAAACUUGGAACUAAGAUAGAGAAGAUGGAGUGUAUGUAGAAGGGCUGUUAAAAAUGUAAACCUUGGUUGCAUUAUUUGUGGAGGCUCAAACUUGUGAAGGUUAAAUACCAUAAUUUUUCCAUUUGUUCUGCAUUUUGAUUCUGAAAAGAAAGCUGGCUUUGCCCAUUUCUUAUUAAAAAAACUUGUUGUAAAUCCAGUUGUCUAAUGGGAUCUAUAUGAAGUUAGCCAUGUCUGUAUGCCCUUCUCCCACAAAAUACUGUAUAACUAGUGUGCUUGUAGUAGUUAACUCCACCAUCUUUGUAAGCUAAUGAAAUUGUGAGUCACCCAUUUAUAUCUUAAUUUUUAAUCAUGUCAGUUCUUGAAUGGGUAUCUCCUUAGCCUGCUGAUUUCUUUUUCUUUCUAAAGAAAGUGGGUGGAGAAAUUAAUUUAGACGUUUGUUUGCAAUAAAAAGAAUUCAUUUUACUCUU
Rhinopithecus roxellana (golden snub-nosed monkey) is the source of this 3954-nucleotide messenger RNA. It is a transcript of the gene HNRNPU, whose product is annotated as heterogeneous nuclear ribonucleoprotein U. The coding region runs from base 413 to 2890 and encodes 825 amino acids. Gene Ontology annotation, biological process: regulation of mitotic spindle assembly; regulation of chromatin organization; positive regulation of transcription by RNA polymerase II. Gene Ontology annotation, molecular function: pre-mRNA binding; RNA polymerase II C-terminal domain binding; poly(C) RNA binding. NCBI's taxonomy places the organism in Eukaryota, Metazoa, Chordata, Mammalia, Primates, Cercopithecidae. Gene Ontology annotation, cellular component: kinetochore; mitotic spindle midzone; catalytic step 2 spliceosome. The record is from RefSeq and is a predicted model, not a curated record. The transcript is spliced from 14 exons.